CGUGUUAAUAAAACACAAGAAAUCGGCUUAUAUCAUCUCUCUAUCAGUUUGAUCAGCGAAAAGAGAGAGAGAGAGAGAGAGAGAGAUGAAUCUAAACAUGAAUUCAAUGGAAUCAGUGGUUGCUCAAAUCCAAGCUCUAUCAAGCAAUGCAUCAGACCUAUCUCAGCUUCACAACUUUCUCAAACAAUCAGAAGAGUUACUCCACUCCGACUUCACUCCCUUGCUCUCUUCUCUCCCUGAACUCGAUCCUUCUAUUCACUCCCUCGGCUUCCUCUAUAUCCUGGAGGCAUGCAUGUCAUUCUCAGUUGCAAAGGAACAACUUAAUGAACUACUUGUUUCUGUCUCAAGAUUUAUCAAUUUAUGCUCUACAGAGCAAAUCCGUUUGGCGCCCGAUAAAUUCAUUUCUGUUUGUAAAAGGUUUAAGGAUCAAGUUAUCUUGCUGGAAACUCCAAUUCGUGGUGUGGCUCCAAUGCUGACAGCUGUUCGCAAACUGCAAUCCUCCUCUGAGCAAUUAACAACAUUGCAUGCCGAUUUUCUUCUUCUUUGUAUAUUGGCGAAGUGCUAUAAAACUGGCAUCUCUGUGCUGGAGGAUGACAUAUAUGAGACUGAUCAACCACGGGACUUUUUUCUCUAUUGUUACUAUGGGGGAAUGGUUUGCAUUGGACAAAAGCAGUUUCGCAAAGCAUUGGAACUCUUACACAAUGUUGUGACUGCACCUAUGUCUACUCUAAAUGCAAUAGCAGUUGAAGCUUACAAGAAGUACAUUUUGGUUUCACUGAUUCAUCUUGGGCAGUUCUCUACCAGUUUUCGAAAGUACACUUCUUCCGUGGCUCAAAGAAACUUGAAGAACUACUCUCAGCCCUACCUGGAGUUGGCAAAUUGUUAUGGUACUGGAAAAAUAUCUGAGCUUGAAACAUUCGUUCAAACAAACAAGGAAAAGUUUGAAAGCGAUAAUAAUCUUGGAUUAGUGAUGCAAGUUGUGUCUUCUAUGUAUAAGCGCAAUAUUCAGCGGUUAACUCAAACAUACCUAACCCUCUCCCUCCAAGAUAUUGCUAACACCGUCCAGCUAAGAGGACCUAAAGAGGCAGAAAUGAAUGUGCUUCAGAUGAUUGAAGAUGGUGAGAUAUAUGCAACGAUCAAUCAGAAGGAUGGUAUGGUUAGAUUUCUGGAGGAUCCGGAGCAGUAUAAAACAUGUGGAAUGAUUGAACACAUUGAUUCAUCAAUUAAGAGAUUGAUGGUGCUAUCAAACAAGUUGACUUCUAUGGAUGAACUUAUGUCAUGUGAUCCUAUGUACCUAGCAAAGGUUGGUAGGGAGCGGCAGAGAUUUGAUUUUGAUGACUUUGACAGUGUUCCUCAGAAAUUCACCAUCUGAGGCGAGCAAAGUUCAGACUUCUGAGUAAAUAUGGCAAAUGAUGCAAAGAUAUGUUCGUUUGAAAUAUAAGCAAACUUUAUUCCAUUACGCCUCACUCCUCAAGAAAAGGAUUAGAAAAUAGGUGGGGUUAACUCCUGGUUCAAUCAGUCAGUAUCAUUUUUGUUCCCCGUGUCCUGCUUUUCAUUUUGUGUGAUCAGGUUUUACUGCUUGCUUUAGUUUUAGUUGAUCUGACAAGAAGGAAACCCUCUAGUUGCAAUGGGAGGAUCAUAUUGUUCAUCUUCUGGUGGGCGUUGUUGUUUUAGUUAACUUAUUUAAAGAAGCAAGUUUUUGAAUGGUUGGAGAUCUCCCAGUUUUGGAUUAUAACAAAAAUGUAGCCCUCUUUCUGUGA
Messenger RNA from Lycium barbarum (goji berry), 1760 nucleotides. RefSeq names its product COP9 signalosome complex subunit 3-like. The record is from RefSeq and is a predicted model, not a curated record. The coding region runs from base 86 to 1372 and encodes 428 amino acids. Lineage: Eukaryota; Viridiplantae; Streptophyta; Magnoliopsida; Solanales; Solanaceae. Gene Ontology annotation, biological process: ubiquitin-dependent protein catabolic process. Gene Ontology annotation, cellular component: COP9 signalosome. The transcript is spliced from 11 exons.